Pyrus x bretschneideri (Chinese white pear) is the source of this 4105-nucleotide messenger RNA. Its product is annotated as COP1-interacting protein 7-like. The coding region runs from base 144 to 3242 and encodes 1032 amino acids. Lineage: Eukaryota; Viridiplantae; Streptophyta; Magnoliopsida; Rosales; Rosaceae. The transcript has 6 exons. Gene Ontology annotation, biological process: response to light stimulus; positive regulation of DNA-templated transcription. The record is from RefSeq and is a predicted model, not a curated record.
UCAAGGUAUGUAUCAUUAGGCAAUUAUAUGUGAAAAAGUACUGAUUUGUUUCCUUUUGAAGCUCUUGCAAUUAUAAUGAACCCGGUUGUUGUGUUGUGAUGGUGUUUUAGUUGAACAGUGAAUCCUAUGGAACCAUUAAUGCUAUGCCCGAAGAGAACUCCAAGAUUCGUCUUCAACGUGUUUUGGAAACCCGGAAGGUAGUACUAUGCAAAGAGCAAGCGAUGGCUUAUGCUCGUGCACUCGUUGCUGGAUUUGAACUGGACUAUAUAGAUGAUCUUUUAUCUUUUGCUGAUACUUUUGGAGCUUCACGUUUAAGGGAAGCAUGCAUUAAUUUCAUAAAUUUAUACAAGCAAAAGAACGAAGAUAGGCUUUGGAUGGAAGAAAUAGCAGCAAUGCAGGCAUGCGCUCAGCCACAACUGCCGUACUUGAGAACAUCAGGAAUAAUUCUUGCUGGAGAAGAUAAUGACCCCAAUCAGAAUCUCAUGAUAAAUGUUAACCAAAGUAUUCUCUCUGUUGGGAAGAAUGGCUCACUCGACACAUCAGUGUCGGAGUCAACAAGUCAUGGAAGUCUGGACGUGAACCAAGAUAAUAACUUGCCAGCAUUGGAUAAGACAUCAUCAACAGAUGGGAAAACUCAAGUACCAAACCCAUGGCCAAACCAUCCUCAGUACAUGCACAAUUUUCAAGGUCCUAUAUAUCCACAAAUGCACCCCUAUCAAGGUUACCUUUUUCCCAGUAUGCAGGUUCCGCCAUAUUAUCCUGGGAAUAUGAAAUGGCCUCCAAAUGGGGAGGAAUCUGGUCCUAUUUUUGAUCAGGAAUCUGAUGGUCGGAGGAAUCGUAAAUCUUAUAGGAAUAAAAAGAAACAUUCUCAUGAAAAAGUAAUGGAAAAUUCAGAAGAAGAUGGAUCCGGUGACAACACUGGCUCUAGUUACGAGAGUGAACCUGAUGAUCAGAUGCAUAAGCAAAGACACGGGAGAAAGUCCUCGAGAAAGGUUGUUAUCCGAAAUAUCAAUUACAUAACCUCUAAGAGGGAUGGAGAAACAGGAAGUGUGUCUGAGGGAAAUUCAUCUGACGAGGAUGGAUUUGUUGAUGGGAAAUCCAUUAAACAGCAGGUAGAGGAAGCUGUUGGGUCAUUUGAGAAGAGACAUAAAUCAACCUCACACCGCCACAAGAAACAAGGUGGGGGCAAGUUCCGUGGCACUGUGGAUGAUUCAAAUGGUGGUGUUGCAAAUACUUACGAGGGGGAAAAACAAAAUGACAACUGGAAUGCUUUCCAAGACCUUCUCAUGAGGGACAAGGAUGAAAGUUCGUUUGGUACAGAACCACAUAAUGUACAGCUUGAGGAGGAAUAUUUUUCAAGUAGGAACUCUGGUGAAGGAAAAGUGACUAAGCAAUUGGCAGAUUCAAAUGAAUUUUUUGUGGUGACAGAGAGGGGUUCAAGUAAUGAGAGUAAAACACGCGUUCAAUACUUCCAAGGUGACAAGAAUGUUGGCCGGAUUACCAUGAAAGGAGAUAGCACAUAUGAGGAUGUAUUAUUUUCACGGAGAACUGAAGAAUCUGGGAACAAAUCCCAUGAUACUUUAUCUGAUUGUGUCAAUGAAUUGUACAUCACCAAAUGUCCUAAAGAAGGGGAUUGGUUCAUGAACAACCAAACAGAUAUAUCAGCAAAUCGGGAUGUCAACAAUGAUCUGAAAUUGUUUGAUGGUGUUGACGCAAUUCAUGCUGAGAGAAAUAAGAGAGAUGUUCUAGGGGAUGACUCUUUCAUGGUUCGAGACCGAUCAGUAGUUGAUCAAUCUGAUUCUCAGUUCAGGACAGAUAUAAGCUUCGUCCCAGAGAUCAAUGGAGCUACUCAAGAUGAAUAUGGCAUGCAAGAAACUUCAAAUGAUAAACCUGAAGCGUAUGGUGUCCAUGAACCGGAUGACCUUUACAUGAUGCUUGACCGUGGUUCAUCUGUGGAGCAUGCUGUGGCACCAUGGACUCCCGAAAUGGAUUAUGAAACUAUUGCUUCAUCAUUUGAAGCCAAUAAAAAGAAUCCCAACACUGAAGUGAGUGAUUCUGUUGAAGUUAAGCAGCCUUCUGAUGGUAAGGGCAGGAAUGAUAAAAGUAGUGGAAUUCCUGGACAAAAAGCCAGGUCUAAAGUUGUAAAUGGAUCUAUGGCGAAAAGCAAGUCUGAUAUCAUGUCAAGAAGCAAGAAACCUGCUUCUGUAAGCAAAAGCACAGUCCACAAGAGCAAAUCUGAAAUGGAAGAAGAGCGGAAAAAGAGAAUGGAGGAGUUACUGAUUCAACGCCAGAAGAGAAUUGCUGAAAGGAGUGGUUCUAAUACAGCAACGUCUAAGAAGGCCCCGGUGGAAAAUAAAGCUGCCAAAAUUUCCAUGACUAACACGAAGAAUGAGACUAAGAAAUCAGAUAAGCCUGUCAUCCGGAGUUCCACCAUCGAACGCCUUGCAACUGCGCGAGUAGCUGAAAAGUUAACAACUUCGCCAAGUUCUGGUCAACCCAAAAAACAGAGCAUCAAGGCAAAUGGCAUGAUUGCAACUGCAUCAUCGCAGAAGGCAGCUGCUGCAGUGAAUAAGAAACCCAGUCCAAACAAAGCCAAACCUUCGGAUGCAAAAGAUGACCUGAAGAAUUCAAAUCAAAUAAUUUCAUCUAACUCUGAUAUCCAGGAAAAGGUUUGCGUAGAAUCCACAGAAGCACUGCCGGUUAAGUCAGAAGCUGCACUUGUAACUCAAUCCACUACUGCCAUCAAUCAUUUGGAAGAGACUAAGGAACUCCACGGCACAUCUUCUGUUGAAAAGAAUGAGGGAAAUUUGAUGGUACAAAGAGAGGCAUUGGAGAACAGAAGCUGCAACAGGUAUUCUCCCAAUUUGGUUUCAUCGGUACCUUAUGAAGAGAAGGCUCAACAACUGAAUCAGUUUACAGGUGAUGUUGAAGAGUUGUCUAAAGCAUCUCCAGUUCUAAGUGAAGACAAAAGAAAUUAUAUCCCGGAAAUGAGUGUAUCUCCUUCUAUUCUGGGAUCACCUAAGAAAGCUUCGAUUGUUUCAGCCAUGAACAUUGAAGAAAAUGGUGCAAGAACUAAGAAUUUACCAGUUUCUGAGAUUUCUGACGUAGCAAUCUCUACUCCACCAAGUGAUGAAACACUCGCGGAACAACUCCACUCCAGGAAGAAGUGGAACAGCGGCGAGAACUCUUCUAAAGCUGCAAAAGGGUUUAAGAAGCUUCUAUUGUUUGGCCGCAAGGGCUGAAAUACUCCUGUCAAUUGGUACUGUGGAGCUUAGAUAAUUCAUUGCUAGUGGCUUUUGAGUGCAGCAUGUAGUAAUACUUUUGCAUUGGUUUCUGGGUUGUUUGUGUCCGAGGCAUGGACCGACCAAUUCAAUUGCUUGAUAAUGCAGCUCAUGCAUUCCUUAUGGCUGUCAAGUGGAAUAGCCUCCUGCUCUCAUAUACAAUAAGGCCUACAAGUGUUGCUGCCACACAAGGAGAACACUGCUCAACUUGCCGAUCUACUAGUUCAAAAUGGCCCGUCAAUUGGUCUUGGAAUAAGAAUUCGUAAGGUGUAUCUGCAGUGACAUGAUUCAACAUCGUAGAUAUGGUCGGAUUUCUCUUCUUUUUUGGUUCGAACUGUUUUUGGUUAGAUUUGUCAUGGAGGCCUUGACAGUUCUGACCCAUUUGUUGAAACUAAACCAACUAGAAUUCUCCUGUCUGUAUAAGUAAAAUGUGCACAGAAGAAUGAGUAGUUGGAAUCCUAAGAGUUUAAGCAAAAAUCAUUCCCCUUAAACAAAUCAUAAACCCCAUUGCUGCAUCCUCCUCAAAUCGUCAGAAAACUGAAAAGUUAUUACGAUGCCUAUACUCUGCCGUGAGCCAGGAGACAUUCCCUGCGGCAUUUUAUGUCCAUCAACCGAACCAGCGAAAGAAUGGCAACUCUUCACCAGCAUCUUGGAGCGAUCUUUGUUCACAGCAUCCCCGUUUGUACAUUUUCUAGGUAAAGUAGUCAUGGCAGGUGUCCUAGGGUUUGUAUUUCUAUCCUAUGAGUCAAUAUCUUGAACUGCAUGUAUCUUGGUUUUUGGUUGAGCCAACCGAACCAGCAGUGCUAUUUGAGCCAUUUUGAGAA